UUAAAAGAAAGCAUCAAGAAAAAACAAUCGUUGUGUUUUGGAUAUUUUUGCCAUGAAAUAUGGCAGGAGAAAAUGAUACCAGUGCUGAAUGGGAGCUCAGUAAGGAAAACGUUCAACCUCUGCGACAUGGUCGAAAAGUGACCAGUUUGUCCGCCGCUUUGCAGCCUUUGUCAGGCGAUCAGCUAUCGAAGAUCCGAGAGCAAAGACAGGCAUUUGAAAUUGAACUAAGAACCUAUAAAGGUGAUGACCCCCUGGAUAUCUGGUAUAAUUAUAUCAAAUGGACUGAGGAAAAUUAUCCAAAGGGUGGUAAAGAUGGCCAUAUGAUGUCCUUGCUAGAAAAAUGUGUGAUUGUGUUCAAAGAAGAAGAGAAAUACAAAAAUGAUCAGCGAUACCUGGAAGUUUGGAUUAAAUUUGCAUCCCUUUCCUCAGACCCCCUGGAAGCCUACGCAUUCUUGUAUGAUCAGGGUAUAGGCUGUGAACUGGCAGCCCUGUACGAGGCCUGGACUUGGGAGCUGGAACAGGUGGGCAAUACAAAAAAAGCUGAUGCCUUAUACCAGGAAGGUUUAAAUCGUAGGGCUUUCCCUGUGGAUCGCCUUGAGAGGUCUUACAGGGAGUUUCAGGCUAGGACAGUGCGCCAGGCGACAGCCGACCUAGCUGAUGUGACCAUGAAUGAUCCACUAGUGGAGGAGAGGGUGGCGUUUGGUGCUCUUAAGGGGCGGGGCAAACACCAGACAGUCGGCUCUGUCAGAACAGGAGCAGCACUUCAAUCCCACAGGCCUGGACUGAGCUUGAAAACCCCAGCUCUUCAGCAAAGAGGACAAAAGUUUCAGAUUUUUAAUGAUGAGAACCAGAUGCCUUCUUCAAGUGUGCCUCCCCAGACUGGUGAAUGGGUAACUGUCCCCACACGGGCUGUCACUCACACGGAAAAUGACCAAGAGGCAGGGGCGUGGAGAAAGGCAAAGGUGUCCCAGAAGUCCACAGGUGUUGUGCCUAUAGCCUCUGUGUCCAGCUACAGCAGACCCACCUUUACUGUCCAUAUUGAUCCUGAUGCUGACCAGCAUAUGGUGACACCUAUGAAGUUACCAGAGUUUGGAAAUGCAGUUCUCAGUGCUAGAAAGCCUGGAAAGGAGCAGACCACACUGCAGCACCUUAAUCAGAUCGCAGAACAAGACCCCUCAUUGGUGCCCAUGUAUUGUAAGAACUUGGUGUACAAUGGCGUGGAAGAAUUUCAGUUUGAAGAGCUCCGAGCUGCCAAGUGGAAGAAAAGACAGGAAGAUAUUCAGCGAAGGGAGGAAAUACGCCGUCUUGAAGAAGAUCGUGCUGCAUUUCAGGAGGAAGUAAAACGUCAGAUGGAGGCUCAUCGCCAGCGAGAACUGGAGUUACAGCGUAAACACGAAGAGAUCAUAGCACAGAUAAGCAGUGGCAUGGCGGCUUUCAAUAGUGAGAGGGUGAGCAACUCUAGCUCUGAAGGUGUAACCAAUGCCUCACUCUCUGACCACAGUGGCCAGGUUGGGGCUAAUGUCAGCAUCAGAAAAAAAGGCCCUAUCCCAGCCGCGCCUAUUACCAACACUGUCCAUCCCCAUCCAUAUAAAACCAGUGAACAAAGUAUCACCAAGCACCUCAACUUUGAUGACCUGACUUUACACAAUCGUGGCUCCAAGAGUAGUGGAAAUCCUGACGAUGCUCCACCCCAGGGGGCUUCACUUCUUAACAACAGCUCCCAUACCCCCAAUAUGAGUGCAUCUGCCCACCUGACCAACUCAGGCAAAUCCUCAGGCAGGUCAUUCACAUUAAGCCACACCCCUGACAGUGCAUCCAGCUUCGGACAGCUUAACAGACAAACCCCGUCAAGAUGUAAUUCAUCUGGCCGGGAUAUAUACUUCAUAUGGAAACCUGGAAACAAACCUAGGCUUCUCACAGCUGUAGGAAAGCCACAGAAAAUGGACACCUCUGCUUCAGCCACCAGUGGGGCUUUUGGAGGUGAGGGUGUACCAUUCAAGAUCUUCAGUGAAAACAAUGCAACAAGAACCAGCACAGGCCUGCGAGCUCCUUUUGUUCAUAACACAGAUAGCGAUGUUGAAAACAGGGUACCCUCAGGUGUUAAUCACCAGCCUAAGAGAAGGGCUCUGGCUGGAAUUCUCCAGCCUCCCCAGGAACCUCCCAUUCUGAGCACAGCAGACUUUUAUGAGAGGACUCAAGAGCAGGAAGAACACAUGGAUGGACUGGAGUUUUCUAAUUUACAUUACCGCGACGAUAUCACCAUGGCCCCCCUGGGGUCACAGUCAGACUUUGCCGCUGCAGCUCGGCUGGCCUCCACACCAUUUACCCAUGUGUCAGAGGGGAAGCAGAAACACGCUGUGCAGCAGGGUAGUGUUAAUAAGAUAGACCUGGAGGAGGCAGGUGUAGAAAACGUGGAGAGUGUUGUCAGCCAGCAGAGUGAGGAUGUGGACAGUUAUAUUAAUGGGGUAGCCGUCAACAAGGAGAAGUCUGGCCUGAGUCCAAUAAUGGAGCUGAGCGAGGAUGAUGUGAAAUCUAUGACAGCUAGCAGUAACCAGACUAACCAUGCCUCCCACAUGGAGACAAAGCCUGGCAGGGACAAGCAGUUACCAGUAACCAUACCUGAAGCUGAGAUGUCAAACUCUAAAUCACCUCUUAACCAAUCCUGUCACGUUAUUGACACAUCCGGUUACUUGGCCACCGAGGACAAGACAGAGGCAUUGUCAGUCUCCAUAGCGAUCGACCCACGAGAUCCGUUUGAUCACCACACGAUAAAACGGUUUCUAUCAUGCUUGUCUGAGCCAGUGUCCUCGUACCCGGGCUACUUCAGCAUGGAAGGGAAAAUGCCAGAAAUUAAGCUUGUAUUCAACUUGGGUAAUGAUAUGUACACUGUGAAGAAGAAGCUAGGAGAAGGAGGAUUUGCCAAAGUCUUGCUCAUACAAAAGUUUAAUUAUGAUGACCCGGGCAACAUGGAUGAAGAUGAUGUUUGUGUUGCGAAGAUUCAGAGUCCCCCAAACCCAUGGGAGUUUUAUAUUUGCAGCACAGUACAGAAGAGACUGGCACGUCUGAGUAGCCCGGUUGAUGUGUCAUUGUCAAUGAUGUCAAUAGAUGCUGCGUACUUCUAUGAGGACUACAGUUGUUUGCUUAAUGAACCACAUGAGAAUGGAACACUUCUGGACCUGGUAAACAUGUAUCGGGGCACGCCACUAAUCAUGUCUGAACUGGAACCCUUUGCCAUGUUCAUCACAAUUGAGCUUCUUCAUAUGAUAGAACAACUUCACAGGUGUCAGAUCAUCCACGGAGACAUCAAACCAGACAACUUCCUCGUCAGAAAUUUUGUUCCUAAGCUGAGUGGUAGUGAUGUUCGCUCUGUGUUUGGGACCAGCACCCAGAUGCUGAAGCUGAUAGAUUUUGGUCAGAGUAUAGACAUGAGUCUGUAUCCCCCAGGGACCACCUUCACAGCUAAGGUUCACACCUCAGGCUUCCAGUGUAUAGAGAUGAAGACGGAUCAACCCUGGACCUAUCAGACGGACUUAUUCGGUCUGAUCGGCACAAUCCAUGUCGUGGUGUUUGGAGAAUACAUGAACAUCUUCCAGGAGGGGGGUAAAUGGAGAGUCACCUCCAAGUUUUCCAGGAAAUGGAAUGCUACACUUUGGAAAGACUUUUUUGAUGCCCUGCUUAACAUCCCCAGUUGCUCUGAGCUGCCUGACCUGUCAUAUUUCCGGCGUCAGUUUGAGGAAUACUUCGUGAGCUCGCUGGUGACAGCUUACAACGAUAUCACCAAGAAGUUAUGCUUUCCCCUGAGCUACUCCAGCCGAGAUUAGACCUAAACUGUAAC
Liolophura sinensis is the source of this 3835-nucleotide messenger RNA. RefSeq names its product mitotic checkpoint serine/threonine-protein kinase BUB1-like. Gene Ontology annotation, molecular function: protein kinase activity; ATP binding. The record is from RefSeq and is a predicted model, not a curated record. The coding region runs from base 60 to 3821 and encodes 1253 amino acids. Gene Ontology annotation, cellular component: nucleus. Lineage: Eukaryota; Metazoa; Mollusca; Polyplacophora; Chitonida; Chitonidae. The transcript is spliced from 25 exons. Gene Ontology annotation, biological process: mitotic spindle assembly checkpoint signaling; protein phosphorylation; meiotic sister chromatid cohesion, centromeric.